This is a messenger RNA of Dermacentor albipictus, 435 nucleotides long. Its product is annotated as TPR-containing protein DDB_G0280363-like. The record is from RefSeq and is a predicted model, not a curated record. Gene Ontology annotation, cellular component: mediator complex. Lineage: Eukaryota; Metazoa; Arthropoda; Arachnida; Ixodida; Ixodidae. Gene Ontology annotation, molecular function: transcription factor binding; transcription coactivator activity. Gene Ontology annotation, biological process: positive regulation of transcription by RNA polymerase II.
AUGGAGGACGGAGGACCUCCGCGCCCUCAUGGCAAGGCGAUUCCCGCGGCGGUAGCCCUGUCCGUGGGAAACCGCGACAUCACCGACUGUAGGCUUCCCGAUUCAUCUGACAGCUCAACAGCAGCAGAGAUGGACUCGGACAGUGAUUACACGCUAGUCCAAUCGCGCCACUUGAAGCGCAAGCUUCGCCGGACGUCAGCAGGCAGUGAUUCUACUCAUAACAGCAGAUGUGACGAACGGGUCUUCUCCGUGGGCUACACCCCAACUACGGAAGGCAAUAGCAAGAUGAUUUUGAAACAACAACAACAACAACAACAACAACAACAACAACAACAACAACAACAACAACAACAACAACAACAACAACAACAACAACAACAACAACAACAACAACAACAACAACAACAACAACAACUGUGGGAAAUGGUGCUGUAG